UGCAGCUGCUUGUCAGCGGGCAACAUCAGAGGGCGAUUUAAAUACCGUUGUCUUGCACACGUACUCCCUUCGUGAUUUUUGUUGUGAUAUCAGAUUCCAGUAACAAAAAGUUUUUCUAAUUGAUACACUAUGCAGGAAUCGUACCCGGUGAUUGGAAAAGUCCCCACCCACAUCUUGACGUGGGGCAAAUGGAUCGAAGAAUCGCUGGGUGACCACAAGGAAGUAGUCCUCUGCAUCACUGGAAACCCGGGUUUGCCCGGGUUCUACACCCAGUUCCUUUCCACGGUGCACGAAUGUCUGAACAAGGAGAUGCCUGUGUGGGUUAUCGGUCAUGCUGGACAUGACGAAGCCCGGGAUAGCCCCUACAAGAAGCCGGUGCCGCCCAUUGAUAAAAACGAACACCUAUAUAACCUUAAAGGCCAACUACAGCACAAAAUCGACUUCAUUCGUAAAUAUGUUCCGGCCGAUGUGAAAAUUCACCUCAUAGGGCAUUCCAUAGGAUGUUAUCUUGCGUUGGAGCUGCUGAAAAUACCGGACAUCAGCGAGCGAAUUCAACACUGCUAUUUCCUGUUCCCGACCAUCGAACGGAUGGCGGACGCUCGGAAUGGUUUCAUUCUGACCAAGAUCAUAAAUCCGAUAUACUUCGUAGUCCAGUGGUUCUACCGCUGUUUUGCGAUGCUCCCAACCGUCAUCAAGGUUUGGGUCAUUUACUGCUAUUUUGUCCUAACGGGAACCCCCAAAUACUACCUGGGAACUGCCCUCAAAUACACAAAUCCCGCCGUUAUAGACAAGGUAUGGUUCAUGGCCCUGGAUGAAAUGAAAAAUGUCCGCAAUCUGGACGUGGACAUCAUAGAGCAGAACAAACAUCGCCUGAAGUUCUACUACGGAACCACCGAUGGAUGGGUUCCGGUGAAAUACUACAAAGAACUGAAGCAAAAGGUGCCGGAUGCCGAUGCAGAACUGUGCACCAGGAAAAUGGAACAUGCUUUUGUGCUACGCUCGGCAGCCCAGAUGGGAUUUAUGGUGGGCGAGUGGAUCCUCAAGCACCGGGUGGUUAUGUAAGACGCAGUUGUGAUAUGUAUCCAAUAUGUACUGGAAUAUACAUUCAAUAAUCGUACUAUAUAAUACGGGGACUCACUAAACAGUUUAAAUUGCUGCGUAAGCCAUGAUUUUCUGUUAUUUAUUUGAAAUGUUUCAUCAAAUUGUGAAUGUAAUAAUCAAAGAUUGCGUUGGCGAUCGCGACGUUUAAUCAGAAUAAACUUUAAUAAGCGGUUUACGCCUAGGUUUACGCUGUUAAACGAACCCCCUUGAUAAACUUAUUUAUAUAACGAGUUGCAAACCUAGACCUUAGCUGCACGAAACGUGACAAGUUGCAUAAUAAACCAUUUCCGUUAGACCUAAUA
Molecule: messenger RNA, 1403 nt
Organism: Aedes albopictus (Asian tiger mosquito)
Lineage: Eukaryota; Metazoa; Arthropoda; Insecta; Diptera; Culicidae
Gene: sturkopf
Product: lipid droplet-associated hydrolase
Exons: 2
Coding region: 130-1062 (310 amino acids)
Biological process (GO): lipid storage
Cellular component (GO): lipid droplet
Molecular function (GO): lipase activity
Source: RefSeq, a predicted model, not a curated record